Molecule: messenger RNA, 3322 nt
Organism: Mandrillus leucophaeus (drill)
Lineage: Eukaryota; Metazoa; Chordata; Mammalia; Primates; Cercopithecidae
Gene: HMGB1
Product: high mobility group box 1
Exons: 5
Coding region: 1171-1818 (215 amino acids)
Biological process (GO): regulation of transcription by RNA polymerase II
Cellular component (GO): nucleus
Molecular function (GO): DNA binding, bending
Source: RefSeq, a predicted model, not a curated record
ACAUUUCAGCGGGAAAAAGAUAGGCUGGUGGUUGAAAUCCUGAAUAUAUAGAAUUCCCCAAAAGACAAUUCAUUUACUACCAGAGGUUUAUUUGUCCAUAUGGGGGACAUAAAAAAAAUACCAGAGCUGAGCUCCCCAGGUCUUCUUCCAAAUACAAUUCACUUCGACUUAAAUACAAAAUCCUGGGGUGGAUUUUACAACUUAAUUUGACCCUAAGUAGCUGCUCUUCUUCCCUUCAAAAACAAUCUGCUCCUCCUUCCCAUAUCUCACUUACAUGUGGGCGUCUCCAUCCUUCGAAACACACAGGCUAGAAAGUCUGAGUUGUUCCCUAUUCCUUAUUUCCCUCACAGUAAGUCACCAAAUUCUGUGGACAGUUCUGUGGAAAGGUCUCAAAUCUCUACCUCUUUCCCUUCCAUAUCACUGUCAAAAUGAUGUCCCUGUAAGAUAAGUCUAAGCCUGUCAAUGCUUAGCUUAAAAUUCUCUAUUUACUCCAGCCUGAUUACAGUAAAGUCCGUUAAAACAGCCCAAUAUAACCUAAAGGUAGUACUAUGACCUAAAGCUCACUGUACUGUGAAAACAAUCCAGCUUUCCGGUUCUAUUUUCCUCAGCUCUACUUCACCCCCAGCAUCUUUCUCCUAAUAUCCACUUUUCAUACUUCUGUGGGCCACUUAUACUCCAGAAGCCUUAAUGUGAAUUAUUAGCCAAGCAUGAACCCAGUUAUAUAGCACAAUGAACGUGUCAAGCUGGCCCUGGGAAUCGUAACAAGUAUGCAAUUAAACUUAAUUCACACUCCUGUGUGCAAAAUGGAGAAACCCAGGGAAACAGCUGUUCGAAGAGGGGGCCUUAUACCCACCCAUUUGAGCUUGCCUUCCGAGAGCGAGUAGGCUCGGCACGUGAACUGUCAAGAGCGAGGCCACAACCCACCUGGAAGCCGAAGAACAGGGUCGGCUUUCUGUACCCAGCCCUGUCUGGUACCAAACCCAACUAUUUUGAAUCAGAGACGAACAGGACCAAAGGAGGGAAGUUUCAACACCCAACCUAAGAAGCCCCAAGAGGCGCAGGGUCCGUUAACCCUGCCCAACUCCACGCUCCUUGGAAAACGAAAACAAACUCUGGUUUCUCUUCAGCGUUCACCUCUCUGAGCCCAAACGGAUCUAAAAAUAACUAAACAUGGGCAAAGGAGAUCCUAAGAAGCCGAGAGGCAAAAUGUCAUCAUAUGCAUUUUUUGUGCAAACUUGUCGGGAGGAGCAUAAGAAGAAGCACCCAGAUGCUUCAGUCAACUUCUCAGAGUUUUCUAAGAAGUGCUCAGAGAGGUGGAAGACCAUGUCUGCUAAAGAGAAAGGAAAAUUUGAAGAUAUGGCAAAGGCGGACAAGGCCCGUUACGAAAGAGAAAUGAAAACCUAUAUCCCUCCCAAAGGGGAGACAAAAAAGAAGUUCAAGGAUCCCAAUGCACCCAAGAGGCCUCCUUCGGCCUUCUUCCUGUUCUGCUCUGAGUAUCGCCCAAAAAUCAAAGGAGAACAUCCUGGCCUGUCCAUUGGUGAUGUUGCGAAGAAACUGGGAGAGAUGUGGAAUAACACUGCUGCAGAUGACAAGCAGCCUUAUGAAAAGAAGGCUGCGAAGCUGAAGGAAAAAUACGAAAAGGAUAUUGCUGCAUAUCGAGCUAAAGGAAAGCCUGAUGCAGCAAAAAAGGGAGUUGUCAAGGCUGAAAAAAGCAAGAAAAAGAAGGAAGAGGAGGAAGAUGAGGAAGAUGAAGAGGAUGAGGAGGAGGAGGAAGAUGAAGAAGAUGAAGAUGAAGAAGAAGAUGAUGAUGAUGAAUAAGUUGGUUCUAGCGCAGUUUUUUUUUCUUGUCUAUAAAGCAUUUAACCCCCCUGUACACAACUCACUCCUUUUAAAGAAAAAAAUUGAAAUGUAAGGCUGUGUAAGAUUUGUUUUUAAACUGUACAGUGUCUUUUUUUGUAUAGUUAACACACUACCGAAUGUGUCUUUAGAUAGCCCUGUCCUGGUGGUAUUUUCAAUAGCCACUAACCUUGCCUGGUACAGUAUGGGGGUUGUAAAUUGGCAUGGAAAUUUAAAGCAGGUUCUUGUUGGUGCACAGCACAAAUUAGUUAUAUAUGGGGAUGGUAGUUUUUUCAUCUUCAGUUGUCUCUGAUGCAGCUUAUACGAAAUAAUUGUUGUUCUGUUAACUGAAUACCACUCUGUAAUUGCAAAAAAAAAAAAAAAGUUGCAGCUGUUUUGUUGACAUUCUGAAUGCUUCUAAGUAAAUACAAUUUUUUUUAUUAGUAUUGUUGUCCUUUUCAUAGGUCUGAAAUUUUUCUUCUUGAGGGGAAGCUAGUCUUUUGCUUUUGCCCAUUUUGAAUCACAUGAAUUAUUACAGUGUUUAUCCUUUCAUAUAGUUAGCUAAUAAAAAGCUUUUGUCUACACACCCUGCAUACCAUAAUGGGGGUAAAGUUAAGUUGAGAUAGUUUUCAUCCAUAACUGAACAUCGAAAAUCUUGAUCAGUUAAGAAAUUUCACAUAGCCCACUUACAUUUACAAACUGAAGAGUAAUCAGUCUACUCAAAGCAUGGGAUUAUUAGAAUCAAACAUUUUGAAAGUCUGUCCUUGAAGGACUAAUAGAAAAGUAUGUUCUAACCUUUACAUGAGGACUCUAAUCUUUAACUCCCAUUACCAUGUAAUGGCAGUUAUAUUUUGCAGUUCCCACAUUAAAGAAGACCUGAGAAUGUAUCCCCAAAAGCGUGAGCUUAAAAUACAAGACUGCCAUAUUAAAUUUUUUGUUGACAUUAGUCUCAGUGAAGACUAUGAAAAUGCUGGCUAUAGAUGUCUUUUCCCAUUUAUCUCAAUAUGGACUGCUCAGGAAACGAGACUUUCCAUUACAAGUAUUUUUAAUUAAUUGGGCCAGCUUUUAAAAUGAAGAUGCCACAUUCAAAAUAGGGUAUAUUUUCCUAUAUUAUGGUUUGCCCCUUUAUAAAUCGAAGUAGAUAGGAGGAAAGAAGACACUUAAACUUUGCAUCUCAGUAUGAAUUAUUCAACUUAUUUGAAUGAUUUUUCUUUAUAAAACAAACUCAUUAGUCAUUAUCUGCUUAGCAGUUUAGGGAACAAUUUGGCAAUUUUGUGGUUUUUCGAGAUUAUCGUUUUCUUAAAGUGCCAGUAUUUUAAAAUAGCGUUCUUGUAAUUUUACACGCUUUUGUGAUGGAGUGCUGUUUUGUUAUAUAAUUUUGACUUGGAUUCUUUCCAUUUGCAUUUGUUUAUGUAAUUUCAGGAGGAAUACUGAACAUCUGAGUCCUGGAUGAUACUAAUAAACUAAUAAUUGCAGAGGUUUUAAA